GCUUGCAAGUGUUCUGCAUUUGUAAAGAGUAGUACUUGAAAUACGCGUUGACAGGUAUUAAAAUUUAUAAUUAUAUUUAAAUGCGUGUGAUUUUUUUACUCAUGGACUCCUUAACAUAUUUUUAAAAUAUCGUUUGAAUCUUCAUAACAUCGUUGGAAAUUGUAUAUUCGUUUAUUGUUCCAGAUUAUGGAGGAGGAAGAAGAUGAAAAACCUUUCGCAGUGGAACGUGCCAAAUCCGGUCGUGCAAAAUGCAAGAAGUGCAAAUGUCCUAUAGAAAAGGAUGCAAUAAGGAUCGCUAAAUUAAUUUCAAAUCCUUUUUCGGACGGUUCAAAGAUGAAAGCGUGGCAUCAUUUGUCCUGCCUUUUCGAAGUCUUUGCAAAACAGAGAGCUACGACUAAAAGAAUAGAAGAUCCCGAAGAGGAUAUUAGUGGGUGGGAAAAUCUUCAGGAUGAGGACAAGAACUUGGUCAUUGAGAAACUUCACGAGUUUGACCAAUCCUGUCCAUUAAAAACGACGAAACCGAAAGCUACGAUUAAAAGGAAAGAAAAUUCACCGGAAAAUCAAUCGGCUAAACCGAAUAAAAAGAUGAAAUUACCGAUAAAAACGUCGACGGAGGUAUCGAAAGGAAUGGAGGAGGAUCGUGUGAUUGGUUCGGACGAUUGUAAGAUGGACGAUCUUGAAGAAUCCAAAAUGGCGGAUAAGGUAGAUAAAUAUCCAACGAAGGACGAUUUGUUUCGCGAAUUUAGACGAAUUUGCGCGAACGUUGCUGAUGUAGAUGCUUACAAGGAAAAAACAGCGAUCAUCAAGAAUAUGUUUAUUCACGGAACGUCCGGUGACGGAUUCAAGAGCGACGUCGUGCUUUGGUGUAAACUGCUAUUACCGCAAGCAGCAAACAAGAGAAUUUACAAUUUGCAAAGUAAACAAUUGAUCAAAUUGUUCGCACGUAUAUUGUUGCAAGACGAAGAAUCCAUGUUGGAAGAUCUCGAGAAUGGUGAUAUUGCCGAAACUAUUCGUAUAUUUUUCGACAGUAGCACCGCUGUCACUCCUUCAGCCAAGAGUUUACUCACUAUUCAAGAGGUCGACCAAUUUCUCGAACAUUUGUCGCAUUUAACGAAGGAGGAAGAACAAAUCAAUCACUUUAAUUCCAUUAUUGGUAGAUGUACCGGAAAUGAUUUGAAAAUGAUUAUAAGGCUUAUAAAGCACGAUCUUCGAAUAAAUGCUGGUCCUAAACAUAUUCUUGGCGCCGUUCAUGAGGAUGCAUAUAAAGCAUUUCAAGUAUCAAUGAACUUGGAAACAGUCGUGGAACGAUUUUUACCGAGUACUUCUUUACCAUCACCAACUUCAAAGAAGGGAAUUACUUUAUUAACUUCACCUGGAGGUAGCAAAGUAUCUCUCUCUUUAAUGACUCCUGUCUUACCAAUGUUGGCCGAAGCAUGCAAGUCUAUUGAUAUGGCAAUGAAGAAGUGUUCUAAUGGGAUGUUGUCUGAAAUUAAAUAUGAUGGGGAACGUGUUCAAGUACAUAAGAGGGGUUGCGAAUUUAAAUACUUUAGUCGAUCUCUUAAACCGGUGAUGGCACAUAAGAUAAGACACUUUAAAGAUUACAUUCCCAAAGCGUUUCCGGAUGGCGAUGAUCUAAUUCUCGAUUCUGAAAUUCUUCUGAUUGAUAAUGAAACUGGAAAACCAUUACCAUUUGGAAGUUUAGUUACUUAUGUCUACAUGUUGCAGAAAUCAGAAUUUAAGGACGCAAAUGUCUGUCUUUUUGUAUUUGACUGUAUUUAUUAUAACGGGGAAAUACUUAUUGAUAAAUCCAUGCUAGAAAGAAGACAGAUUUUGAAGAAGAGUAUGACGGAAAUACCAAACAGGAUAAUGUUGUCCGAAGCUCAAGAAGUUCAUAAUCCCAAAGAUCUGGCAGAGAUGAUCGCUAAAGUUUUGAGAUUGGGACUCGAAGGAUUAGUUUUGAAAGAUAUUAAGAGUAAAUAUGAGCCUGGUAAAAGACAUUGGUUGAAGGUAAAGAAGGAUUACUUAUUCGGUGGUGCAAUGGCUGAUAGUGCAGAUCUCGUUGUUCUCGGUGCUUGGUAUGGUACCGGCCAAAAAGGAGGAAUGAUGUCUAUAUUUCUUAUGGGUUGUUAUGACACUGAUAACGAUAAAUGGUUAACAGUAACAAAAGUACAUUCAGGUCACGAUGAUGUAAUGUUAGAAGCUCUUCAAAAACAACUUGAUAUGGUUAAAAUAGGUAAAGAUCCAAGCAAAGUUCCAAAAUGGUUACGAGCAAAUAAACCAAUGAUUCCAGACUUUGUUGCAAAAGAUCCAAAGAAACAACCAGUAUGGGAAAUCACUGGAGCAGAAUUUACAAAUCAAGGAGUACAUACGGCAGAUGGAAUUAGUAUUAGAUUUCCACGAGUAACGCGAAUUCGCGAUGAUAAGGAUUGGUCUACUGCUACGAAUUUAAAUGAACUUCGUGAUUUAUUUAAAAGAAGUUCGGAAUCCUUAGAUUUUAGUAAUUUAUUGGGAACCAAUAAUAAUAGCGAGAAAAAAAAUACCGAUGUUGUUGCUUCUACUAGUUCUAUGCAAAUCAAUCAAACUGCAAUCUCUACCGAAGCUGCUGUUAAAAAAAAUAUUUCUCCGAAACAAAUUAAAAUCGAAGAAACAAGUUUUGACAACGACGAAAAUAUCCAAGAGGAAGUUAAAAAAGUAGGACCUAAAAUUCGAGUUAAAAAAGAAUUUCAUAUUAGUGAACCAAGUACGGAUACAAAAAAGACAGAUAUAAAGAAAAAUAUUGAAAAGUACAAAGAGAAUGUUAAGGAGAAAAAGGAGCCAGAUCUUUUCGAUGUCAAUUAUGAUCCUGAUAUAAUAAUAAAAGAAGAAGUUCGUUUAGAUGAAAAUUUAAAAAAUGAAGAAUCCAAAGUAGAGAGUGAAAUUGAUUUUCAAGAAGAUUCAUCUGCUAAAUAUUACUCUUUCGUUGGAAAUGACUACAUCGAAUACAACAAAAGAGGAAGCCCUUUAAAUUGGAUCAAGGAUCGAAAGCCGGGAAAAGGAUUACCACUUGACGCUCAACCCUUAUCUGACAAUAUGGAGGAUGUACUUAGAUCAAAAGGCAUUUUCGGGGAAGUUCGUGUCAGCUUGGCGCGAGAUAUAAAAAAGAAAAGACGAAAACGUCUUUGGCGAGAAUUGAAAACACUGGGAGCAGUUAUUUUGAAAGAUUCGGAUCGAUGCAUGUCUACUCAUGUGAUUCACGAUCGUAAAGAAAUUCCAUCGACAGUUCUGAGGGAUUUUCAAGACGUUCCGAAAAGUGCAAGACACGUAAACUCGUCCUGGUUGGAAGAAUCAGCUGCGUCAUCGGAAAUGAAGGAUAUUUAUUCGUACGCGGUAACACUAGUUGCGGAUUAUUGUAAUUGUUCUUGCACCUGUUCCCAUCGAUGAUGAACGAGCUUCAAUCGGAAAUAUAAUUUUUUAUUAUUUUCUCUUUUUACCGAUUAAUCAAACUUCCAUACAUUUUAUAGAUAUUUUAUUAUUGAAAGUAAAUAUUUUUAUUCGUAAUAAAAAAACAAAAACGAGUAGAAAUAAUAUGAUAGAUAAUGUUUAAAUUUUUAAUUGAUCGGUCGUUACUUCGAAUAUUAUGAAAUUUACGCAUCUUAUUUUAUAAACAAAUAAUCAUUUUUAUUUAUUUAAUGUAAGUUGAAAUAAAAAUAAUGCUAGGUGAUGCCAUAAAAGUUAAAAUCCAAUUUAGAAGCCAUGUGUGAAACUGAAUGUCCUGAACGGAAAAUUUUAUAUCGCGAAAUUUUAAUUAAGACACACCAAAGGUAACUAUACACUUGUACGGUUUAAAGGAUGAAAUGAAUUAGCCAAAGUUAAUGAAACUUUUUGCGAAACUGUCGCGUAUCAAGACAA
Messenger RNA from Polistes canadensis, 3888 nucleotides. It is a transcript of the gene DNAlig3, whose product is annotated as DNA ligase 3. The transcript is spliced from 21 exons. The coding region runs from base 187 to 3420 and encodes 1077 amino acids. Gene Ontology annotation, cellular component: DNA ligase III-XRCC1 complex. Lineage: Eukaryota; Metazoa; Arthropoda; Insecta; Hymenoptera; Vespidae. The record is from RefSeq and is a predicted model, not a curated record. Gene Ontology annotation, biological process: double-strand break repair via alternative nonhomologous end joining; mitochondrial DNA repair; DNA recombination. Gene Ontology annotation, molecular function: DNA binding; zinc ion binding; DNA ligase (ATP) activity.